GUGAAGUUCCUACAGCCAUGGGGGAAAAAACCCUUCCAUUGCUGUAGCCUGUGUCUGCACUAGGAGGUGCAGUAUAACUUUAAUGGUGUCCCUGUGGUGCCCAUAAUAUAGACAUGGCCUAAAAUGGAUGCAUGGUUUAUCUUAUUUUCUUCUUUCCAUGACUCUGCACAGGUUAAGAAAGAUGAAGCUGAACAUUCUCUUCUAUCAGUCAGUUGCAGAUUAAACUAUCAACACUACCCCAAGAAUACUAGCAUCUUGGCCAAAAGCAUACUGGCAGGUUAUAAGCCUCCACAGGAAAGCCAACUCCACUUUUCUAACUUGAGUGAGCGAAUGAGGAAACGAAGAACAUUUGCAGAUAAAGAGCUGGAAUGCAUAAUGCUGGAAAGGGAACUUAGACAGAGAGAACUAAAGGAAUUAGCUGUAGCUCAAAGCUUACAAAGAUCAAAUGAAGAUUGUUUACCAGGCACAGAAACAAAUCCAUUUAGCACUGGACACAGCCAGCUUUGUGACUCAACAUAUUUUAAUCACAAUUUGAUAAAUCUUUGGUUUCCUUUGAUACAUGCAAGCACUAUGCUUUAUCAGACUAGAGAUUUUUUCCUACCAAAUGUAACUUUUACAUCAGGUGAAAUCAAAAGCAGCCUUUUACAGAAAUAUAAAUAUACCUUUACUAAGGAUGCAGAGAAAUAUGUUCAAGUGUGUAAGGAGCUGGCUCAGGCCAAUAUUUUAGCCAAAGAACUUGGCUCCUUUCAGAGAGAUUUGAGAUCAAAGGCAACAAAAACACAAGCAAGUUUUGAAAAAGUUAAAGAAUAUUUUGAAUACGACCACAACCAGAAGUUUGGCUCAGAAGGUUUUCUCUUACAAAAUGAUCCUUCCUUACUACAAAAGCACCAUGUGAGUCAACACGUGAAAAAUAAGUGUUCUGUGGCAAAGGAAAACCUCAGACACUUAUCUAGAAUAUCCCAAGAAUGCUGUUCAGAAAUGAAAGUUAAAAAUAAGAGAUUGUCAUUUUCAGUGGAAUCCUUGUUAAAAGUCUAAAGGCAUUUAGGGCCUAGUUCUACUCCUUUAGAAUUCAGUGAUUACAUCUUAACGGACUCCAUGUAUCAACUGUGUGUCUGAUUCUGUAACUCUCUCUCAUGUGAGUAGGCCCAUUGACUUGAUUAUCCAACUCCCAAUGAAAUCAAUGCAAAACAGCCAGUCUUUAGUGCGAGUGAGUUCAUGACCCCAAAUGGGACUUCUUAUGAGAAUAAGGAAUAUUUAUGUGGGUAACAAAAUCAUUCUCCAUGUUGAAGAUACUGUGUUUUUUCUGUACUUUCAAAGUGCUGACUGCAAGUACUCUGUAAUAUUUCAAGAGACUUAUUCUAAUGUAUGUUUGACUAUAAAAGUUGUAGUUUAAAUUUCUUUAUUUUAAAGUAUUAACAAAAUAGAACUACUGUAGAUUUAUAAUAAACUGAAUACAUGUGUGGGUAGUAGGUGAUUUUUGACUUUUUUUAAUUACUUAAUGCAUGUAUUAAUUUGCAAGACAAUGUAUAAAUGGAUGUGUUUGCAUACUAAAUAAAGUGAUAAGAGGGUCACUCUAUGGAAAUGGAAAA
This is a messenger RNA of Pelodiscus sinensis (Chinese soft-shelled turtle), 1589 nucleotides long. Lineage: Eukaryota; Metazoa; Chordata; Testudines; Trionychidae. The record is from RefSeq and is a predicted model, not a curated record.